Molecule: messenger RNA, 1041 nt
Organism: Cotesia congregata
Lineage: Eukaryota; Metazoa; Arthropoda; Insecta; Hymenoptera; Braconidae
Source: the annotation of a GenBank genome assembly
AUGGAGACUCCUGAUGAAUAUUUUAGCAGUUAUGAAAAUUUUGAGGUCCAUGGAUUAAUGUUGAGUGACAAUCCUCGUAUGACAGCUUAUAAAAAUGCUAUUUUAGAUAAAAAAGAUUUAUUUCAUAAUAAAAUUGUAAUGGAUGUUGGAUCUGGUACCGGAAUUUUAUCUAUUUUUUGCGCGCAAGCUGGAGCAGCUAAAGUAUACUCAGUAGAAGCAAGCAAAUUAUCAGAACUAAUUGAACAAGUAGUUGAUGAAAAUAAUUACAAAGAAGUUAUUAAAAUAAUUCCUAGUAAACUAGAGGAUAUUAAACUGGAGAUAAAUGAAAAAGUAGACAUUAUAGUUUCUGAGUGGAUGGGCUUUUAUUUAGUUCACGAAGGAAUGUUGGAUACUAUUUUGACAGCUCGUGAUAGGUUUUUAAAAUCAGACGGACUUAUUUUUCCUUGUAUUGCUAAAUUGUACGCUGUACCAUGUCAAGUUCCUUCUUUAUUUGAAUUUUGGGAAAAUAUUUAUGGAGUUAAAAUGACAUGCAUUGGUAAAGCAAUGAGAGAACAAAAAUCAUCAAAACCCGAAAUAAUUUUGGUUGAUCCAAAAGACAUAAUCGCUGAAGAAAAAAUCCUCGCGUGGAUUGACUUGAAAACCGCGACGUCAGACGACUUGAAUACAAUUGGUGGCCAGGAUUUAGUAUUUCCGUCCACUAAAAACGGCAAAUUCGAGGGAGUUUGCAUCUGGUGGGACGUCGAGUUUCAUGAUGAUCUGAUUUUAUCAACCGCACCUUCCGAACCCCCUACUCACUGGAAGCAAACGCUGAUUACGCUGCCAAAUAAUUGCCAAGUUGAACAAGGAGAACCGAUUGCGUUUCGUGUUACGCUAAAUCGUAAUAAUGAUAGGCGCAAAUAUAAUUUAGAGUUAGUGGUUUUGAACCCUGAUGAAACUGAUCAUGACUUGCCGUGUAGUUGUUAUUUUACGAAGUGUAUUGUCGCGAGAGAGUAUCUUAAACAUCAUAGCCAAGAAAUAGACACGAAUAAUGGGUUCGAAUAA